AUGCACAUCAAGGACAUGCUCGCCGAGGCCGAGAAGGGCCACCAGCCCUCCUUCUCCUUCGAGUACUUCCCUCCCAAGACGGCCCAGGGUGUCCAAAACCUCUACGACCGAAUGGACCGCAUGUACAACUUCGGCCCCAAGUUCAUCGACAUCACCUGGGGCGCUGGCGGACGCAUCGCCGAGCUCACCUGCGAAAUGGUCCUCCAGGCUCAGUCUGUCUAUGGCCUUGAGACCUGCAUGCACCUCACCUGCACCGACAUGGGCCGCGACAAAGUAAACGAUGCCCUCAAGAAAGCCUACAAGGCUGGCUGCACAAACAUCCUCGCCCUGCGUGGCGACCCGCCCCGAGACCAGGACAAGUGGACCGCCACCGACGACGGCUUCCAGUAUGCUCGCGACUUGGUCAAGCACAUUCGAGAAGCUUACGGCAACCACUUCGACAUUGGCGUCGCCGGCUAUCCCGAGGGCUGCGACGACAACAAGAACGAGGACGAGCUGCUCGACCACCUCAAGGAGAAGAUCGACAUGGGCGCCUCCUUCAUCGUCACCCAGAUGUUCUACGACGCUGACAACUUUGUCGGCUGGGUCGGCAAGGUCCGCGACCGAGGCAUCACCGCUCCCAUCCUCCCUGGCAUCAUGCCCAUUGCCACCUACGCCAGCUUCCUCCGCAGAGCCAACCAUAUGCAGUGCAAGGUCCCCAAGCACUGGUUGGACGCCCUCGAGCCCGUCAAGAACGACGACGUCGCCGUCCGCGAAAUUGGAAAGACGCUCGUCGCCAACAUGUGUCGCAAACUGCUGGCCAACGGCAUCUCCCACCUGCACUUUUACACCAUGAACCUUGCCCAGGCCACGCGCAUGGUCCUCGAGGAGCUGAGCUGGGCCCCGUGUCCCGAGAGGCCCCUGCACCACGCCCUCCCGUGGAAGCAGUCCAAGGGUCUCGGCCGGCGCGACGAAGACGUCCGUCCCAUCUUCUGGCGUAACCGCAACAAGUCCUACGUCCUCCGAACGCAGGACUGGGAUGAGUUUCCCAACGGCCGCUGGGGAGACUCGCGGUCUCCCGCCUUUGGCGAGCUCGACGCCUACGGCAUCGGCUUGACGGGCACCAAUGAGGCCAACCGCAAGAAAUGGGGCGAGCCCUCGACCAUCCGAGACCUUGCCAACACCUUUGUCCGCUACCUGGACCAGGAAAUCGACUCACUCCCGUGGAGUGAGUCACCUCUCACGGGCGAGGCCGACAUCAUCAAGCAGAAUCUCGUCGCUCUCAACAAGCGUGGGCUCUUGACCAUCAACUCGCAGCCGGCCGUCGACGGCGUCAAGUCCUCGCACUCGGUCCACGGCUGGGGCCCGUCCAACGGCUAUGUCUACCAGAAGGCCUAUCUCGAGCUGCUGGUCCCCCCGGAGACUGUCAGCGCCAUCAUCAAUCGAAUCGACGACCGGCCAUCUCUUACAUACUAUGCCAUCACCAAGGACGGCGACCUCAAGACGAAUGCUCCCUCGGACGGCCCCAACGCAGUGACUUGGGGCGUCUUCCCGGGCAAAGAAAUCGUGCAGCCCACCAUCGUGGAGAGUGUCAGUUUCCUCGCCUGGAGGGACGAGGCCUUUCGGAUCAUGAGCGAGUGGUAUCUCGUCAACAUUGUGAACAACGACUUUCACGACAACGCCGCCAUUUUCGAGCUACUAGAGGACGUUGAGGUCAAAGAUCUUGACGUUGCGCAGACUGCAUGA
Hirsutella rhossiliensis is the source of this 1725-nucleotide messenger RNA. Its product is annotated as methylenetetrahydrofolate reductase domain-containing protein. Gene Ontology annotation, cellular component: cytosol. Gene Ontology annotation, molecular function: methylenetetrahydrofolate reductase [NAD(P)H] activity; FAD binding. Lineage: Eukaryota; Fungi; Ascomycota; Sordariomycetes; Hypocreales; Ophiocordycipitaceae. The transcript has 3 exons. Bases 1 to 1725 code for a protein of 574 amino acids. The record is from RefSeq and is a predicted model, not a curated record. Gene Ontology annotation, biological process: tetrahydrofolate interconversion.